Molecule: messenger RNA, 4186 nt
Organism: Cuculus canorus (common cuckoo)
Lineage: Eukaryota; Metazoa; Chordata; Aves; Cuculiformes; Cuculidae
Gene: CMC2
Product: C-X9-C motif containing 2
Exons: 5
Coding region: 344-571 (75 amino acids)
Cellular component (GO): mitochondrion
Source: RefSeq, a predicted model, not a curated record
CUCCCUGCCGCGCUCUGGGGUCGGCGCUGUGAGGGCUCUGUGUGCGGCUUCCGGUCGGGGCUGUUCUGGUCACCCGCGCUUCGUCCCGGCGCGGCGACCUCGGUGCUGGCCUCGCCUGGCCGGCGACUGGAGGCUCCAGGGGGUCUGCAAAGGGCUGUUCUGAGGGGCGCCGUGGGGCUCUCCAUGCCCCAUUUCUCUAUGCUGUCAGCUGACUUUUUCUGCCCUGCGUCUGUCUCAUCGCUGUAUAAAGGAGUUCUGAGAGAAUCUACAGACUGAAGACAGUGCAGGUGGAAGGUUUCUCAGCUUCUUGUCCUCAUACUACUAAACUUAUUCCAAACUAAAGAUGCAUCCAGACCUGUCUCCUCAUCUGCACACUGAAGAAUGUAACCUAAUUAUCAGUAUGCUCAAGAAGUGUCACAAGGAGCACAACAUUUUGAAAUUUUUUGGCCAUUGCAAUGAUAUUGACCGUGAGAUGCGGAAGUGCUUAAAGAAAGAGUAUGAAGAAAACAGAGCCAGGAACCAGGAGAAGCGACGGAAGCUAAUUAAUGCUCACAAAAACUCAGAGAAGUGAGCUGUACUGUAGGUGGACAGCUGCAUCUCAAUAGAGACACUUGUUUGAAAGCUGACAGAAUUCUUUCACAUCACCAAUGCUCAGCCUGUGGUUUGUGAAGAGGUGAAAAAAUACAUGCAUCUGAUACAUAAUCAUUCCCAGCAAGGCAAACAAUGUGGAGGAAAAUAAAUAUAAUAAAUUGUCACUCACAACUUAACUUUUGACCUCUAAAAGAAAACUAUGAUGGCAAGUCUGUGUUUUGUUAUGAUUGUUAAGUAAUGAGGAAUCCAUAUGUGUGGAGUAUUAUGUAUUCCAGGCUGCCGUAUUCCCUACCUUGUGUUGAAUUGCAAUUAUUUCUCUGUUUAGCAGUUUUUCUUUCAUCUCUUGGGUUUUUUGCCUUCUUGCAAAACACUGAGUGACUUUUCCAUCACUCUUUGUAAUGUUGUGAUAACACUGCUUAAAUGAAUUAGCAAAAAGAAAUUUUAAACAGAUGUGGCUUCAAAUUGGAAAUUGCCUAUCAAGUAAUAAUAGGAGUCCUAGUAUUUUUAUUGGAGCUAAAAUGAUGGAACUCCAUCUUCCGCUAAGAAGAUUAAAAAUCCUUCCUGCCAACCAUAUGUACAGUGUAGACUGUUGUAAGACAAUUUGUUCAUCAUACCCAAAGCAAGUGGCUUUAGAAAUUCGGAAUGGAAACUUUCCAGGAAUUUACAGAGCAUUGCCUUGAUUUUUGUUGAGUAUAAUCAAUGUGUGCUGAGUGAUUUUUGAAGAGGAGUGCUGCCAAAAAUACAAGCGAAGCAGUCCUUCCACAUAUGCUGGUACAAUAGUGAAGUAAAAUUAUGGCUAUUGCUUUUACAGGAAAGCUCACGUUGAAAUGAAAGAAAGUUUAACUUGCCUUUCUGUUAUGCAAGUCAACUUGUAUCAUGUUAACCAAGCUGCCUUAUUAGUGGCAAGAGCUGUUUAUUUGCUGUGAAACUGCAGAGUCCUCAUUGAGUCUCUAAAUUCAGAAGAUUUUACAUUAAAACUUGUUGGUUUGUGCAGUGAUGGAACUGCUUCUCUGUGUGUCUGCUGGGUUUGCCUUAUUUUUAAAUGACACUUCUCUCUAGCAACAAAAGACUAAUUAAAAAAAUAAUUUAUUGAGCCAAAUAUAUGAACUGUUUUGAAACCUUUUGAAGAAGGGAUGUCUAUUCUACAGCGAAUUCUACAGUUUGUUGUAAGAAUCAGCAUCAACACUCAGUCUUGGAACUAGUUACAUGCCAUGUUUUAGGAAGAAUGCUGUGUUUUGUCCUCUAUUUUGAAAGAUUAAUUCUAGAAUAAUUGCACUUAUUUUCAAUGCCUGAUGGACCCAGUUAAACUGUUAAAACUUAACCACAAAUGUUCUCAGUGAAAGUUCUGAGAAAGACUGAAGCAGUUGUUUCUGCAUCUUUUGACACACUCUGCUUUCUUAGAAGAAGUAAAUUAUGCAUUAUUUGAAUUAAAUACUUGAGUGGGUAGAAGUGGUGCAGUCCUUUUCUUGUUACUCUUCAGAAUACUUUUGAAGAGUACUUUAUAGUGGAGUUCCCUAACUGGGAACUCUACAUCCUUGAUCCUUCUUCCAUCUGUGAUGACAAAAUCUACUUCAGGCAAGCUUUUAAAUAGGAUUGAUUUGGUGAUGCUUGUAGUCUUUAAGUAAAUACACUGAGAAUUGUCUUGCAGAUUUGGUUGAGAAGCUGAUAUGUGAGUGCAGAAGAGCUGAAGCCUUUUUUCAUCGGCUUCAGUGAGUGCAGGUCUUUCACUAAAAUAGCAAUAAAAUAAGAAUCCAAGAGCAACGUAACACAGCUCAUUAGUUGGAAUCAUGCGUCCAAAGAUCAAUGUGCUUAAUGAAUGAAAGACCAAAUGGCAAGCACAAUUUCUGUUGAUACUUUGGACUACAUUUAGCAAUAAAUCUAUUUACAGGUAAACGUUAUUUAUCUAGCAAAAGUAUACUCAGUCAUCCUUCUGUUUCUCUUUGCUAAUUGCUCACUAGUAGUGUGAUAUGAUAUAGCCCAUUGAUUCCUGUGGGUUUAUUCCUUUUUUUUUUUUGAGAGGGGUCAUGUUGCUAAUUGGAUCGUGAAGCUGUGAAACACUAGUGUAAUAAUACUUAGAUUUAUCUGGCAGAGAAAGAGGGCAAGGGAGAAAUCGUAAAUGCAGGUUUUUUUGUUUCCUAAAGUGAGCUGAGUGGUGAGUAGGGGAUGUGUUGAGUGAAAUAAACCUUUUCUAUAAUGAUUUUGAAUAUACUUUAUUUAACAUCAUUUGUGUAAAGAAGCAUCUUCCUCAUUCUUCCUUCUGAAGGAGCAAACUUGAGAGAAGAAAAAAAGAAAUUUUAUGGAAUUUUCUGUUGCAUCAGAAGCUCAUUUGUGAGAAGCUCCUGGGCACUUCAUGUGGGAAAGUGAAGAAUGGGGAAAUAGAAGCAGGAAGGGCAAAUGGCAGCUCUAACACAGACCUGAUCAUAGCAGUGAGGAUUUUCUGUAUGAAAGCGCAACAAAAGUCUGCAGAAUAGAUGGACAGAGGAGCACAGAGCAAGGAGUGAGAACUCUCCAGCUAAAUCCCUGCAGCUCUAUAGGAAACAGCUGGUUACACUAUUGGUAGUGUACUUUCUCUUGCUGGGAAAUGAAAUGCUGUUAUCUUGGUUUUGUUUCUUUUUCUACUAGGAAGAAUAUUAACUAUUCCAGCCAAAACCAAGACAGAAGUGCAGUCUUCAUACACAUUCCACAGGCAUGAUUGAUAUGAAUAUCUAUUACUGAAAUACGCAGCUGAAAAGUUAGUUCUGCCUAAUGUAAUUGUGAAUCAUUGUAAUGAAUAUUUCCCGUGUGUUAAUACACUUUGCUACAGCUCUACACCACAUGAAUAAGUGUCUUCAACAGUCAGGCACUUCUUAAUGUUGGCACUGCCUGUGCUUCAGAAGAAUGCAUGGUAUCUACUAUAAAAUAGUUCUGAUAUAGAUGAAAUGCAUUUUUGUGGAAUGCCUAAAAUGACACAAACAACAGGAAGACUAUGAUAUUGGAAUCUGACUGCUUAAUUGAAAAUCAAUUAUUAACACUUCUGUUUAAGCAAAGGUAAUUCUCUUCCUGGACAACAUAAUAGGCUUUAGAAUGUAGACUUAAGUUACACAUUCAGUUUUACUAACAUUCACUAAGAAGGAGUAAUGUAGCAAAUCUUAGUGGUUCCACUAAUUUUUUUACAGAGACUUUCAUUUGUAAUUUGCUAAUUCUAAUUCUGCUUGGCCUAAACAGGAAGAACCUGAUGAAGCUAAUAGUCUGUCCUCUUUCGUAGAGGUGUUUGUAUCACUCAAGAUAAAUAGGCAUGUGGUGUAACAGAGGCUCACUAGUAACUAUGAUGCUAAUCAACAAUGUGCUUUAUGGCAAAGGAAGGUCUACUAAUCAAAACUUCUAAGUGAAUGCUAAUUCACAUCAGGUUCCCCAUACACAUUUAAAUUUCUGUGUACCAAAAAUAUCACAAUGGGAACAAAAAUAUAUAUUUAGCCUAAAAGUAGUUCUUGUGAAUAGUCAUGCUUUUAAUUGUUCCUUUGAACUGUUUGGUGAGAUUUUAAAGUCUGGGAACUUUGAUAUGAAGCCAACAUGUUAACCAGCAAGACUAUUACUAUUUUUAACAUAGAACCCUCGA